AUGCAGGUUGGACAGAAGUGUCAUGUCGAAUGUGCCCGAUUCAGUCCGGACGGUCAGUUCUUGGUUACUGGUUCGGUGGACGGUUUUAUUGAAGUAUGGAAUUUCACUACUGGCAAGCUCCGCAAGGAUUUGAAAUACCAAGCUCAAGACACGUUCAUGAUGAUGGAAGAAAGUGUACUCUGUCUGGCAUUCAGUCGUGACUCGGAAAUGCUCGCAUCGGGUUCCGGUGAUGGAAAGAUCAAGGUGUGGCGUAUCCAGUCCGGUCAGUGUCUGCGUCGAUUCGAGAAAGCGCACAGCAAAGGUGUCACGGCUGUCCAGUUCUCCAAAGACUCGACACAUAUGCUCAGUGCCAGUUUCGAUCACAGUAUUCGCAUUCACGGGCUUAAAUCGGGCAAAUUGAUCAAAGAGUUUUUGGGACACACAGCGGUUGUCAACUCAGUCGGCUACAGUCCGGACGGACAUUAUAUCAUCAGUGGAAGCUCAGACGGAUCGGUCCGUGUGUGGUCCAUUCGAUCGGGUGAAUGCACAAACACAUUCAAGGCUAUUUCCGGUCUAGUCGGUCGCGAAGUUGCCAUUCACUCGGUCAUCCCGGUGCCUCGGAACGCGGACCAGUUUGUGGUUGCUAGCCGCUCGAACACUGUGGCCAUUAUGAACAUGCAGGGUCAAGUAGUACGAAGUUUCUCCAACGGUAAACGUGAAGGUGGUGAUUUUAUUGACUGUUGUGUCAGUAGUCGCGGUGAAUGGAUUUAUUGUGUGGCCGAGGAUCGCCUCUUGUACUGCUUCAAUGUGGUUGCCGGUGGAAAGUUGGAACGAACCAUGCCAGUUCACGAGAAGGAAGUGAUCGGUUGCGCCCAUCAUCCACAUCAGAAUCUGAUCGCCACCUAUUCUGAGGAUGGUCUACUUCGACUGUGGAAACCAUAA
Molecule: messenger RNA, 921 nt
Organism: Echinostoma caproni
Lineage: Eukaryota; Metazoa; Platyhelminthes; Trematoda; Plagiorchiida; Echinostomatidae
Source: the annotation of a GenBank genome assembly